Pocillopora verrucosa is the source of this 2255-nucleotide messenger RNA. NCBI's taxonomy places the organism in Eukaryota, Metazoa, Cnidaria, Anthozoa, Scleractinia, Pocilloporidae. The record is from RefSeq and is a predicted model, not a curated record.
GUCGCUGGGGAGGUAUCUGGAAGGCGCCCAGAGUUUUUACGUUCACAGCUGACAACAACAAACAAACGGAUAUUGAGCUGGUCAAGAAGUUUGACAAUUGGGAAUAUUCAGACUAUGGGAUUGAACAAAGAAUGCCGUGGAUUUCUGAUGCCAAGUUAACUACAUCCCAGGAUGCUCAGCGACAUUGGUGGGGGACAAUAACAGCGGGCGAUAUGGAAUACCACCCCGCUCCAUGGAUAAUCGGUCACCUGCAGGAGCGUCGGCCAUCAUAUAUCUGGUACUGGAUGAGAGAGGGACCUCAUGAAACUCCUAGCUCAUGUAAAGAAGUAUACUUCAGAGGGCUCCUGACAAACCCCGUGUCAAAUGGAGUUUUCGCGAUCAAACCUCCUGGACAGCAUGAAGUUAAAACGUAUUGCGACUUUACGACUGAGGGAGGGCCCUGGACGCUACUCGUGACGAGUAAGACCCACAGCGGGUGGGACAAAGACAGUAUCAAAGAAAGAAACUCAAACAAGCCUUCUUUACAAGAUGACUAUUCCAUACUGGGGCUUGCAGACGCCAUAAAGGACUUUGACAAAGCUCAGGAAUUCUUUCAAUACCGAAUUGAGGCAGACGGCAACAACCGCUGGGGAGGGAUCUGGGAAGCACCACGUGACUAUACAUUCCUAUCCACGAGCGACAAACAAACCAAAGUAAAAAUCGUGAAGAAAUUCGACUCGUGGGAUGAGAACAGCAACUUGGGAAAGCGCAUGCCCAGACUGGGAUUAUCUAAAGAUCUUUUAUUAAGCAGUGCAUCAACUGUGAAUGACUCGUCAGGGUCUCUGGCAUAUAACAGUGGCGCUAGCUCUGCCUCGUAUCUGGAGCCAGAGAAGCCAAAACCGAAUGUUGUUCGAUACUGGAUGAGAGAGGGUGCUAGGCUAUCUUGUAACGAUUUGAAAUUACAUGGAGUGAGAGCUGGUAUCAAGUAUGACGAUAGUUUUCAACUGGUAAAAACCAGUGACACCCAGUACCUCCCGGUCUACUGUGAUAUGACAACAGCAAAAGGAGCUUUCACUCUUAUUGUGACGAGUGCUAACAAUAACUGGACUCGAGCACAGGUCCCUCACAGAAAUGUCCUUCAUCCAGGACUGAAUCGAGACUACUCCAUCCUAGACUUAGCAGACAGUAUUAAAAGCCUGAACAACAAUGGCACAUUCCAGUACAUGUUGGAUGCUCAUUCUAGACGCCACUGGGGAGGGAUUUUUGAAGCUCCUACGUCUUACAGCUUCAUGGCAUCGGAUAAUUCGCAAACCAACGUCGAAUUAACGACGAAAUUUGACGAUUGGAAGUUUUCCUGGUGGAAGUCGUUAAACAAGAGAAUGCCGUGGUUUGACGCCAAAGGAACUGAGAAAAAGGCUCUGCUGACCACAUCCAGCAGCACGACCUACUACCCGUCGGGUUCGAUCAUUUGGGGAGGCUCGGACCGGUAUCCGUCCGAUUGGAUUGGGUAUGGGGGAAUGCAAAAUCCAGGAGUGAUCUGGUACUGGUUAAAUGAGGAUGAUUGUGACGAGGAGAGAAAACCAGUGGAUGGCGGACUAACCGAGUGGGGUGAAUGGGGAAACUGUGACAAAUUGUGCGCGCCUGGUAAGCAGCGAAGGUACAGAACAUGCACAAACCCCAAACGACGUUGUGGUGGAAAACUGUGUGAUCCAAGCAUUCAGAAAAUGCAUGAAAGAGACUGCAUGUCUUGCCCUGAGAGCGGAAUACGAAGUUACGGUGACUUCUGUGUGGCCCCAAAUAAAGGAGGUUGUUCCCCUCCUGACGGCAGUUAUCUCAUCUUUACCAAAAAGGAAGGCACGGUUUGUAAUGCAACCGAUCAGAUUUUUGUUCUCGACCAGGAUGGAGUUAUUUAUCAUAAGUGCAGCAAGAAGGUAGUUUGUCCACAAGACAAUAACCCUACCAAUUGGAAGAAACUUAUGUUAAAGGAUAAAUGCGAUCUGAGCAUUUCAAGGCAUGUCAGGUUGCCGACACACAAUAACCUGAAGAAUUUGAAGAACGAUUUCUGUGUUCAUCCAAACGGUGGAUGGCCUGGGGAGGGAGUGCACUUGUUGUACUGGCCAGGGUGUGGCGAAGAAAGAUUGAAGCUCAACUUCUUUGAACUUGGUGUACCAACUGCCUGAAUUCCAGUGCGGAGAAAUAUUUAUUGGCGUACUUAUAUUAUCAUGCUUAUAUCAUACCAAUAGCCGUGAAAGCUGCGGCAAACUUGAAGAUAGAUA